AUGGGUGUCCAAGACGUUCUCUCCCGCAAGUCCGGUGUCAUCGUCGGUGACGAUGUCACUGCUCUCUUCAACUACGCUCGCGACCACAAGUUCGCCAUCCCCGCCAUCAACGUGACCUCCUCAUCCACAGUCGUCGCCUCCCUCGAGGCCGCCCGCGAUGCCAAGUCUCCCAUCAUCCUGCAGACCUCCCAAGGUGGUGCUGCCUUCUUCGCCGGAAAGGGCGUUGACAACAAGGACCAGUUUGCCUCCAUCCAGGGCUCCGUCGCUGCCGCUCACUACAUCCGUGCCAUUGCUCCCGCAUACGGCAUCCCCGUCGUCCUGCACACCGACCACUGCGCCAAGAAGCUGCUGCCCUGGUUGGAUGGCAUGCUCGAUGCCGACGAGGCCUACUUCAAGGAGCACAACGAGCCCCUCUUCUCUUCCCACAUGAUCGAUCUCUCCGAGGAGCCCGUCGAGUGGAACAUUGAGACCACCGCCAAGUACCUCAAGCGUGCUGCUCCCAUGAAGCAGUGGCUCGAGAUGGAAAUUGGUAUCACUGGUGGUGAGGAAGAUGGCGUCAACAACGAGGAUGUUGACAACAACUCUCUCUACACUCAGCCCGAGGACAUCUGGAACAUCUACUCCACCCUCUCCGCCAUCUCCCCCUACUUCUCCAUUGCCGCUGGUUUCGGCAACGUCCACGGUGUCUACAAGCCCGGCAACGUCAAGUUGCACCCCGAGCUCUUGGGCAAGCACCAGGAGUACGUUACUGAGCAACUUAAGAAGAAGGGCGAGAAGGGCCCCGAUGAGAAGAAGCCCGUCUACUUUGUCUUCCACGGUGGCUCUGGCUCUUCCAAGCAGGAGUACCUCGACGCCAUCAGCCACGGUGUCGUCAAGGUCAACAUGGACACGGACAUGCAGUUCGCUUACUGCGCCGGUAUCCGGGAAUACAUGGUGUCCAAGAACGAUUACCUCAAGACUCACGUCGGCAACCCCGAUGGCCAGGACAAGCCCAACAAGAAGUACUACGACCCCCGUGUCUGGGUCCGUGAGGGUGAGAAGACCAUGACCAAGCGUGUCUCCGAGGCCCUUAAGGACUUCAACACGGCUGGCUCUGUUUAA
Truncatella angustata is the source of this 1101-nucleotide messenger RNA. Its product is annotated as fructose-bisphosphate aldolase, class II. Gene Ontology annotation, biological process: glycolytic process; gluconeogenesis. The record is from RefSeq and is a predicted model, not a curated record. The transcript has 2 exons. The coding region runs from base 1 to 1101 and encodes 366 amino acids. Gene Ontology annotation, molecular function: zinc ion binding; fructose-bisphosphate aldolase activity. Gene Ontology annotation, cellular component: cytosol. Lineage: Eukaryota; Fungi; Ascomycota; Sordariomycetes; Amphisphaeriales; Sporocadaceae.